Molecule: messenger RNA, 1253 nt
Organism: Conger conger (European conger)
Lineage: Eukaryota; Metazoa; Chordata; Actinopteri; Anguilliformes; Congridae
Product: E3 ubiquitin-protein ligase NRDP1-like
Exons: 7
Coding region: 288-1244 (318 amino acids)
Biological process (GO): regulation of canonical NF-kappaB signal transduction; positive regulation of JNK cascade; protein K63-linked ubiquitination
Cellular component (GO): plasma membrane signaling receptor complex
Molecular function (GO): ubiquitin protein ligase activity; zinc ion binding
Source: RefSeq, a predicted model, not a curated record
GGGCGGCUCUUUUCCCCCCCAGUACAAGGCUUCCGACGUGAUGAUGGCUUCUCCUAGUCAGCUGGUCAGAACUAAGGACUGAAACAUUGACACUGAAAUCUCUGGAUAGCUGUCAGUGUUUCAGAAGCAGCUCUGAAAGAAUUUUCUGCCUUGUGAGGACUCCACCUGACCCUGCACCCUGCCUUGAGAAAACUGGUCCAUGGGUCCCAUAGUGGAUGUGGGGGAUUCUGGCACCAAGAGAUGAGAAUCGCACGUGAGUGAGGUUUGGGCGGUCCCAGUAAUGUGCCAUGGGCUACGACGUCACCAGGUUCCAGGGGGACGUGGAUGAGGACCUGCUGUGCCCCAUAUGCAGUGGAGUCCUAGAAGAGCCUGUUCAGGCGCCUCACUGUGAACAUGCCUUCUGCAACGCCUGCAUCACGCAGUGGUUCCAGCAGCAGCAGAUCUGCCCGGUGGACCGCACCGUGGUCACGCUCGCCCACCUGCGGCCCGUGCCCCGCAUCAUGCGCAACAUGCUGUCCAAGCUGCAGAUAACCUGCGACAACGCCGAGUUCGGCUGCACGGCCGUGCUGCGCCUGGACCAGCUGCAGUCCCACCUCAAGGACUGUGAGCACAACCCCAAGAGGCCCGUCAUGUGCGACGACGGAUGUGGGUUGGAGAUGCCCAAAGAUGAAGUGGCCAAUCACAACUGCAUCAAACACCUGCGCGGUGUAGUGCAGCAGCAACAGACCAAGAUCGGUGAGCUGGAGAAGACUGCAGCUGAGCACAAGCAUCAGCUGGCUGAGCAGAAGCGGGAUAUUCAGCUGUUGAAGGCCUACAUGAGAGCCAUACGCAGCGCCAACCCCAACCUGCAGAACCUGGAGGAGACCAUAGAAUACAAUGAGAUUCUAGAGUGGGUGAACUCCCUGCAGCCGGCCCGUGUGACACGCUGGGGCGGGAUGAUCUCCACGCCGGACGCGGUGCUCCAGGCCGUCAUCAAGCGCUCGCUCAUCGACAGCGGCUGCCCGCUCUCCAUCGUCAAUGACCUGAUCGAGAACGCGCACGAGCGCAACUGGCCGCAGGGCCUGGCCACGCUGGAGACGCGGCAGAUGAACCGCCGCUACUACGAGAACUACGUGGCCAAACGCAUCCCCGGCAAGCAGGCCGUGGUGGUGAUGGCCUGUGAGAACCAGCACAUGGGCGAGGACAUGAUCCUGGAGCCCGGCCUCGUCAUGAUCUUCGCCCACGGCGUGGAGGAGAUCCUGUAGCGCCGGACA